AUGCGCGCGGCGGCGGUCCUCCGCGGCGGACCGCCGGUCGCCGCCGCGCCAACGCGGCGGCGGCGUCGCGGCCGUCGCCUCGCGCGGUGGACCGCGGUCGUGGACCCCGUCGCGGCGGCGGAGCCCGAGGAGACCUCGACCUCGACCUCGACCGCGUCGCCGUCGCCGUCGAAAUCCGCCCCAAUCCGCCUCGUCGAGUGGUUCUCCGGCACCGGGAUGAUGCGCGUCGCGCUCGACCGCGGCACGUCGCGCGGGGUCGAGCACGUCGCCGCGAUCGACAACAGCGAGGUCGCGAACGCCGUGUACGCCGCGAACUUUCCGAACGACGCGACGCCGCCGUCGCGCGGCAACGUCGAGCACUGGACCGCGGCUCGGAUCGACGCGGAAGGGCUGGGCGCCGCGGAGCUCUGGACGCUCUCGCCGCCGUGUCAGCCGUACACGCGCAAGGGGAAGCAACGGCACGGCGACGACCCGCGCGCGACGGCGUUCGCGCAUCUCCUGGAGAUCUUCCCGACGUUGCGCGCGCGCCCGGACCGCGUGCUCGUGGAAAACGUCGUCGGGUUCGAGACGUCCGAGACGCGAGACGCGCUGAUUCGCGCGCUAGAGACGACGGGGUACGCUUGGCGAGAGUUCGUCGGCGCGUCGCCGGCGGACGUGGGCGUGCCGAACGCUCGGCCGCGGUACUACGCGCUCGCGAAGAAGCGCGAGGUGGGGGGGUUCGACGACGCGCGCGCGCCGUUCGUCGCCGCCGCGGGGAGCGACGGGUACGACGCGCGCGGCGCGGCGGCGGCGGCGGCGCGUCCGCCGCCGCGACCGCUCGCCGCGUACCUGGACGAGCGCGCGGCAAGCGACGACCUGACGGUGCCGUCGCGCGUGACGGAGAAGUACUGGAAGUGGCUCGACGUCGUCGCGCCGUCGUCCACGCGGUCGGAGUGCUUCACCGCGGGGUACGGAAAGACGGUGUACGGCGGAUCGGUCCUCGCGUCGGAUGCGUUUUUGUCGGCGCGCGAACGCGAUUUUGUCGACGCGGGGGGGUCCGGGCGGGUCCGUCUCGCGUCGCCUCCGCCGCCGGGCGCGCUCAGGUACUUCAGCCCGAGGGAGAUCGCGUCCCUGCACGGCCUCGGAGACGACUUCGCGCUGCCGAGCGAGGUGCUGACGCGCCGACAGCUGUACUUCGCGUUGGGGAACUCAAUCUCCGUGGACGUCGUCUCCUCGCUGAUGCGUCACCUAUUCGACGACGCGUUUUUUUGA
Micromonas pusilla CCMP1545 is the source of this 1251-nucleotide messenger RNA. RefSeq names its product DNA methyltransferase. The transcript has a single exon. The record is from RefSeq and is a predicted model, not a curated record. Gene Ontology annotation, cellular component: nucleus. The coding region runs from base 1 to 1251 and encodes 416 amino acids. Gene Ontology annotation, molecular function: methyltransferase activity. NCBI's taxonomy places the organism in Eukaryota, Viridiplantae, Chlorophyta, Mamiellophyceae, Mamiellales, Mamiellaceae.